AUGGAGUCACCUGGAGCAGGUGUCAGCGAAGAUCUUCAGGAGGAGCCACAGCCCAUCCAUCUUAAAGAGGAAGAGGAGGAGUCAGAGCCGUCCCACAUUAAGGAGGAAGAGGAGGAACACAGCAUCAGUCCGGAUGAAGAGCAGCAGAAGGAGGAGGCUGUCUACAAGUUUCCGGUGACUUGUGAGAUGGUGAAGUGCGAAGACGUUGAAGACAAAGUUCAGAGGUCCCAGAAGAAAGGGGCGGAGCCUUCAAGCAGCAGCUUAACUCCACACAUAACAGAAGCUGACUGCGGAGGAUCGAAAGCAGACUGCCUCUUAGCCCCACUAUCAGAUAGUGAGGACACAAUGUCACACUCUCCUGACUCUGAUGAAGAAGACUAUGAAGCUGACAUGACGUGUCACACUCACAACAAACACUUUAAAUGCUCCCAAUGUGACAAAACGUUUGGCAGCAAAAGUAAUCUAAAAAGGCACAUGGGGUGUCACACGGGAGAAAAACUAUUCAACUGCUCGGUUUGUGGCAAAGAAUUCUCCCAGAAGGGAAUCUUAAUGAGACACGCAAGAACACACACCGGGGAGAAACCUUUUUCUUGCCCGUUCUGCGCCAAAAGGUUCUCUAUAAAGGGGAAUUUGAUCACGCACACAAGAAUACACACCGGGGAAAAACCUUUUUCCUGUUCGGUCUGCAAAACAAGUUUCACCGUUCGUUCGGCGUUGGUGCAACACAUGAGAACGCACACUGGCGAGAAACCUUUUCCUUGUUCUUUCUGUGGCAAAACCUUCUCGCAGAAAGUCAGUUUGAUGACACACAGGAGGAGACACACCGGAGAGAAGGUGUUCAGUUGCGACGCGUGUGAUGAGCGAUUCUCUCAUAAGUACCAACUAAACAAGCACAAGUGUGCUGGUGAGGAAAGAGGCGGUGAAUGAACUAGCGGUCAAACGUACUUCAUGGGCAUUUGACCAAAGAUUCCUUUAUCAAAGUGCAUGCCUCUAAGCAGUGCAAAUAGUUUUGCACUAUUUAUUCCAAAAGAUGGAUGCGCAUCAACAAAGUGUGCCAAGGGAAGAGAAGAAGAAUAGAGAGGGAGUUAUGGGAAGUCAGCGUACGAGCAUUAAAAAAAGUAAGAGUCCAGCGUCAUUGUGUUAGCAAAGUGUACAUUUUUCUACAACUUAUGGUGCUGCACUUCUUUUUACACUCACAAAUGUAGCUUCAAAACUACUGAUGUGUCUUAUAACCCAUUAGUCAGUUAAUUCAUGGUUGUGCGUAAUUAAUUGAAAGGGUUUGGAGGUGCAAUUGGCUUGUUGGUUCAAAAAGAAAAAGGCACAGCCCUCCUCCUAGCAGGGUUGUUCUGCCUAUUACGAUGCUAGUGUGGAAACAGGAGUUCAGAACAUCCAGAGGGAUUCGUGCUUGAACGUCAGCUGUCCCUCCAUCCAUCCAUCCAUCUUCUUCCGCUUAUCCGAGGUCGGGUCGCGGGGGCAGCAGCCUAAGCAGGGAAGCCCAGACUUCCCUCUCCCCAGCCACUUCGUCCAGCUCUUCCCGUGGGACCCCGAGGCGUUCCCAGGCCAGCCGGGAGACAUAGUCUUCCCAACGUGUCCUGGGUCUUCCCCGCGGCCUCCUACCGGUCGGACGUGCCCUAAACACCUCCCUAGGGAGGCGUUCGGGUGGCAUCCUGACCAGAUGC
Molecule: messenger RNA, 1679 nt
Organism: Nerophis lumbriciformis (worm pipefish)
Lineage: Eukaryota; Metazoa; Chordata; Actinopteri; Syngnathiformes; Syngnathidae
Source: RefSeq, a predicted model, not a curated record